Messenger RNA from Sinocyclocheilus rhinocerous, 1687 nucleotides. RefSeq names its product fumarylacetoacetase-like. Gene Ontology annotation, biological process: L-phenylalanine catabolic process; L-tyrosine catabolic process; homogentisate catabolic process. The transcript is spliced from 15 exons. The record is from RefSeq and is a predicted model, not a curated record. Gene Ontology annotation, molecular function: fumarylacetoacetase activity. Bases 1 to 1335 code for a protein of 444 amino acids. NCBI's taxonomy places the organism in Eukaryota, Metazoa, Chordata, Actinopteri, Cypriniformes, Cyprinidae.
AUGUCUCAAGUGAACAUCUGGAUGAGGUUACUCGCGCUGCUCUUUAUUCUGAGGAGUAUUUCAGAGUACGACUGCAACUUCAAAAUGUCUUUCGUAAAAGUGGAGGAGAAAAGUGACUUUUCUUAUCACAACUUGCCUUACGGAGUUUUUUCCACGCCGGAUAAUUCCAGGCACAGAAUUGGCGUUGCUAUUGGAGACCAGAUUUUGGACCUCAGUGUUAUCAAGCAUCUUUUCAAUGGACCGGCUCUUGGACCCCAUCAGGAUGUUUUUGAACAGCCCACACUCAAUGCUUUUAUGGCUGUGGGUUAUGAUGCUUGGAGAGAGGCGAGAAAGUGCCUCCAGAUGCUUCUAGCUGCAAACGAGUCCACGCUGCGUGAUGACGUCAGUUUAAGAAGCCGGGCUUUUGUUCAGCAGACUUCUGCAGUGAUGCAUCUCCCAGCUGAGAUCGGCGACUACACAGACUUUUACUCAUCGAGAGAUCAUGCCACCAACGUUGGAAUAAUGUUCCGUGGAAAAGAAAAUGCCUUGAUGCCCAACUGGCUGAGACUGCCAGUAGGGUAUCAUGGGAGAGCUUCAUCUGUGGUCGUCUCUGGAGCACCAAUCAGAAGACCUCGAGGACAGAUGAGACCAGACGCAGCUCAGCCGCCCAUCUUUGGACCUAGCAAGCAGCUAGAUAUAGAGUUAGAGAUGGCGUUCUUUGUGGGAAAAGGGAACAAGCUGGGAGAGCCCAUCCCAGUGGAGAAGGCUCACGAGCACAUCUUCGGCAUGGUGCUUAUGAACGACUGGAGUGCUCGGGAUAUCCAGGCUUGGGAAUAUGUUCCAUUAGGUCCGUUCCUGGGCAAGAAUUUUGGGACCACUAUCUCGCCCUGGGUCGUUCCCAUGGAAGCACUGAUGCCCUUUGUCGAGCCCAAUCCGGUCCAGGACCCUGUGCCUCUUCCAUACUUGCGUCACGAUGACCCCUAUACGUUCAACAUCAACCUCUUUGUCGCUGUGAAAGGUGAGGGGAUGCGAGAGGCCGUCACUAUUUGCAAGUCCAAUUUUAAGUACAUGUACUGGUCCAUGAAACAUCAUUUCAAUCAAAAUAUGUUUCUGCAUAGAGCUGUAUUAAAUAGUACUGCCUCUGUAUUUGUGUGCAUGAAGGAUCCAGAGAGUUUCGGCUCUAUGCUGGAGCUCUCAUGGCGAGGAUCCAAGACUAUUGACCUCGGCGAUGGAGAGACAAGGACCUUCCUGAAGGACGGGGACGAGGUCACUCUCACAGGUCAUUGUGAGGGUAGGGGCUAUAGAGUGGGAUUCGGUCUGUGUGAGGGGAAGAUCCUUCCUGCCCUGCAACAGUGACGCUGCUCUCUGUCCGUCUGUCUCUCCUUCUCUCCUGUAAGCCAGACAAAACAGCCAUGCAUUCAUAAUUUCUGAGUAAAACAAGAUAUUCGAUAAGAAAUAAUGUAGGGUGGAACUUGAUUUUAUCCAUCGGGAUUGAUCGGAUUGUGAAAAUUGGUCAUUAAAUAUGAAGGAAAAUGUAAAAGAACUUGUUUCUUUAGAUAACCUUUGAGAUCUUAGGAAAAUAUGUCGCUAAAAUAGUAAUGCGUCAUCUUUAUUGGCUUCCAUAUGCUUGAAAACAGUCAUUCAUUUCUGCAAUUCAACUAGUUUUUGCAGAAAUGACACAUUUGAAUUGCUUUGUCAUUCUGUGUUA